Molecule: messenger RNA, 1455 nt
Organism: Didymosphaeria variabile
Lineage: Eukaryota; Fungi; Ascomycota; Dothideomycetes; Pleosporales; Didymosphaeriaceae
Gene: PUB1
Product: E3 ubiquitin-protein ligase pub1
Exons: 5
Coding region: 1-1455 (484 amino acids)
Molecular function (GO): RNA binding
Source: RefSeq, a predicted model, not a curated record
AUGCCCCCGCCCUCUGCCUCUGCCGGCGCCCCUGGCUACGAUGGGGGUGCUCCAGGCCAGCCCCAGCAGCACAUGCCUCCGCCGCCGCUGGCGCCCGUCAUCAUCCCCCAGAACACGAACCCCAUCCCGACGGCCAUCAGCUCGCCCAUGAGCGCCGGUGUCAUGUCUCCCACCAGCGGGGGCGCUGGCUACGUUCCCCGCCGCGCGGCUCCCGAGCCGAACAAGAGAGCAUUGUAUGUCGGAGGGUUGGACCCUCGCGUGACUGAGGAUGUGCUGCGUCAGAUCUUCGAGACGACGGGUCACGUCCAGAGCGUGAAAAUUAUUCCAGACAAGAACGUUAGUGCUGUCGAGACUAAUAUGGGCGUGCAGUUCAGUCAAAAAGGCUUCAACUACGGCUUUGUGGAAUUUGACGACCCUGGCGCUGCCGAACGCGCAAUGCAGACCCUCAACGGCCGCCGCGUGCACAACAAUGAAAUUCGCGUCAAUUGGGCGUACCAGUCCAACAACACGGCCAAGGAAGACACCUCGAACCACUUCCACAUCUUCGUAGGCGAUUUGUCCAACGAGGUCAACGAUGAGGUUCUUCUCCAAGCCUUCUCGACCUUCGGCCCUGUCUCUGAGGCACGUGUCAUGUGGGACAUGAAGACGGGAAGGUCGCGCGGAUACGGUUUCGUCGCUUUCCGCGACCGCGCUGACGCUGAGAGAGCGCUCAGCUCAAUGGAUGGCGAGUGGCUCGGUUCUCGCGCGAUCCGCUGCAACUGGGCGAACCAGAAGGGUCAGCCUUCCAUCUCCCAGCAGCAGGCCAUGGCGUCCAUGGGAAUGACGCCGACCACUCCCUUCGGACACCACCACUUCCCCACGCACGGCGUGCAGAGCUAUGACAUGGUCGUUCAGCAAACCCCGCAGUGGCAGACUACUUGCUACGUUGGCAACCUCACUCCUUACACCUCUCAGUCCGACCUCGUCCCCCUGUUCCAGAACUUCGGUUAUGUGACCGAGACCCGUUUCCAGUCCGACCGUGGCUUUGCUUUCAUCAAGAUGGACACUCAUGAGAACGCCGCCAUGGCCAUUUGUCAGCUGAAUGGCUACAACGUCAACGGUCGACCUCUCAAGUGCAGCUGGGGUAAGGACCGUCCGCCGACUGGCCAAUUUGAUGGCUACUCCCCUCAGGCGGGUCCCAACUCGGCUUAUCCGCAGACUCCAAGCCAGUACUUCCCGCAGUAUGGCGCGGGACCAGGGGGUCCUAUGUCACCCCAAGGUCCAAGCCCCGGCGGACAGCCCUUUGCCCAGACCCAAGCUGGCUUCGGCGGACCCGGCAUGGCACAACCUUACCAGCAGAUGCCCGGUAGCGCCGGCGGCUACAAUGCUGGUCGCGGCGGCCAACCCCAGCAGCAAUGGGGCCAGCAGCCGCAGGGUAACUUUAACCAGAACGGCUUCGGCGGCUACCAGGGCUGA